GUGGUGGAGUCCAUGGGCGGGACGCGGAGCCGCUCCCGAUGGGAACCUAUAUAAGCGGAGACGCGCCUUACCGCGUAACACGAUCCUAUAACAAUCUCCACUGACAAACAACUUCACCAUGCGCUUCAUCGUGCAAUCGCUGCUCCUCUGCACCGGCCUUUCAUUGGCGCAGUACACCACCACCCCAGUCCCUAUCCUCAAGCAGAUCAACAGACACAACGAGGACGGGAGUUACAGUUACGGUUACGAAGCCGCGGACGGAUCCUACAAGAUCGAAUCGAAAUACCCGACCGGCGAGGUGUACGGUAAGUACGGAUUCGUGGACGACACGGGGACAGUGCGAGAGGUUAAAUACGACGCGGGUCACCGAGGAUUCGAGCCAGCGGGUCCUGGGAUUAACGUGCCACCCUCGACUCUGGCAGGAAAUGCCGUUGGAGAUCAAAAUCAGCCGGAGGAUGACGGCCAGUAUCGCGAGGAUCCGUCGAUCUACUACACGGAUCCGCGGUACACCAAUGGCGAGAAAUAUGAGAGACGCCCACCCCCGGCGGUGGCACCCCCCCGUCAGCAGUAUAAACAAUCUGGGCAGGAGUACAACCCACCGAGAUCGGGAUAUUCCACUUAUCAGCAGUACGAACCGGCGCAACGAGUGCAGCCCGUGGUGCAAUAUCCGGAGUACCAGAGGUACAAACAGCCCAGCAACAUCGAUACCUCGUCCUACACCGUUCAAUAUCGAAAGAAAUGAUAAUACUUACCCCGCCCCCGUCGAAGAAAAAAAUCCUGUAAAUAGUUUAAUUUAUCCCUCGGCAAAAUAAUUAACGAUUCACCACCUGAGUAAUAAAAACCCUCUAA
Molecule: messenger RNA, 849 nt
Organism: Diachasmimorpha longicaudata
Lineage: Eukaryota; Metazoa; Arthropoda; Insecta; Hymenoptera; Braconidae
Gene: CPR27
Exons: 4
Coding region: 119-742 (207 amino acids)
Cellular component (GO): chitin-based extracellular matrix
Molecular function (GO): structural constituent of chitin-based larval cuticle
Source: RefSeq, a predicted model, not a curated record